AUGUCUUAUCUUGCCCAACGUACCCUUUCGUCUACCUCCGUUAAAGUCGCUGGUGCUUUGAGCACGAACGCUACGCGUCUGUUUUCUACCACUGUGCCUGCACGCGACAUUUCUUUCGAUCUCAGCGAUGAGCAACGCACUUACCAGGAACUCGCACGCAAGUUUACGCGUGAAUACAUCACACCGGCUGCCAGGCAUUACGAUGAAACUAUGGAGUACCCAUGGCCUGUCCUCAAGAAGGCGCACGAGGUCGGUCUUUUGAACACGCACGUUCCCGAAGCGUUUGGCGGUCCCGGUCUCAGCUUGAGGGAGUGCGCGCUCAUUUCCGAGGAGCUUGCGUAUGGCUGCACUGGUAUUCAGACGGCUAUGGAGGCAAAUGGUCUUGCCGAGGCGCCUUUGAUCGUCGCUGGCAGCGAAAGGCAGAACGCCAAGUACCUCUCGCGUAUGAUUGACGAACCGCUUGUCGCAUCGUACGCGGUCACUGAGCCCGGUGCAGGCUCGGAUGUUGCGAAUAUCCAGACCAAGGCAGUCAAGAAGGGAGACAAGUGGAUUUUGAACGGUACCAAGAUGUGGAUCACCAACGCUGGCUACGCAAAUUGGUACUUUGUGCUCGCCAAGACAGACCCCAACGAGCGUCCCCACAAGGCACUCUCUGGCUUCAUUGUUGACGGCGAUAGUGCCGGUCUGAUCCGCGGCAAGAAGGAGAUUAACAUGGGUCAGCGUUGCUCUGACACGCGUAUGGUUACCUUUGAGGAUGUCGAGGUUCCUCAGGAGAACAUGCUCGGCUCUCCCGGCGAUGGUUUCAAGAUUGCUAUGGGUGCGUUUGACAUCACUCGCCCGCUUGUCUCCGCUGGUGCCGUGGGUCUUGCCCAGCGUGCACUUUACGAGGCGACCAUCUAUGCAAAGGAGCGCAAGACGAUGGGCAAGCCGAUUAUUGCACACCAGGCCGUCGCCUUUAUGCUCGCCGACAUGCAGAUGGCCGUGGAAUCCUCCCGUAAUUUGGUGUGGAAGUCCGCGUGGGCCAAAGACGCUGGCGAGCGCAAUAGCUUCUGGGCAAGCAUGGCUAAGUGCAUGGCUGGCCGUGCCGCUGUCUCGAACGCAAACGACGCUGUGCAAAUCUACGGUGGCCUUGGUUUCAACUCGGAGAGCGCUGUGGAGAAGCUGUACCGUGACGCAAAGAUCUUUGAGCUGUACGAGGGCACCUCGCAAAUCCAACGCUUGGUCAUCUCGCGCCAGCUCGCUGACUUGUACGAUGCGUAA
Messenger RNA from Malassezia vespertilionis, 1260 nucleotides. Its product is annotated as medium-chain acyl-CoA dehydrogenase. The record is from RefSeq and is a predicted model, not a curated record. Gene Ontology annotation, molecular function: medium-chain fatty acyl-CoA dehydrogenase activity; flavin adenine dinucleotide binding. Gene Ontology annotation, biological process: fatty acid beta-oxidation; medium-chain fatty acid catabolic process. Bases 1 to 1260 code for a protein of 419 amino acids. Gene Ontology annotation, cellular component: mitochondrion. The transcript has 2 exons. Lineage: Eukaryota; Fungi; Basidiomycota; Malasseziomycetes; Malasseziales; Malasseziaceae.